CGAUUGCAUCUGGCCAAUAAAAUACAAGACAAGGAAAAAAAAUAACCUGGCAUCUCUUUUAAGAGUCUUAUGUAAAGUUUCAUGAUAGUCAACUUAUUUAUGAUCUACUUUAGAUUUUCUAAAUCUAGACUAGGUUUAGAAAUAGAACUUAAUAUCUAGUUUCAUUUGGCAUAGAGGUGAAAUUAUUGAAAAGCUGCAAUGGAUGUAGUACUGGAUUAUGCUGAUCACUAUAUUUUGACUCCUUAUGUAUAUCCAUCCACAUGGCCUGAAAAUGAUCCAUGGAGACAGAUAGCCUCCCUUCUACUCAUAGCCAAUAUAGGAGGCUACAUCUUGUAUUUCAUAUCAGCAACAUUUAGUUACUUUUUUAUCUUUGAUCACCGUCUUAUGAAACAUCCACAGAUUCUAGAUAAUCAGAUAAGGAAAGAGAUCAUGUGUACAGUAAUAUCUGUUCCGUUCAUGAGCAUCCCAACAGUGACAAUGUUCUUUCUGGAGGUCAGGGGUUACAGCAAAUUAUAUGACAAUGUUGGUGAUACAAGACUAGGCUAUGCAGGUGUUGUGUUGAGCAUGUUUACAUUCAUAGCCUUCACUGAUAUGUGUAUCUACUGGAUUCAUCGAUUCCUUCACCACAAGCUGGUAUACAAACACUUACACAAACUGCACCACAAAUGGAAGGUUCCAACACCAUUUGCAAGCCAUGCAUUUCAUCCUCUGGAUGGUUUCUUACAGAGUUUACCAUACCAUGUUUACCCAUUUUUGUUUCCACUUCACAAGGUCACAUAUCUUGGGCUGUUUCUUUUUGUCAAUGUCUGGACCGUGUCCAUCCAUGAUGGAGACUUUAGGGUGCCAGAGACUCUCAAGCCCAUAGUAAACGGCAGUGCACACCACAUGGACCAUCACUUGUUUUACAAUUACAACUAUGGCCAGUUCUUCACCCUUUGGGACAGGAUUGGUGGCUCCUUCAAGUAUCCAAGCUCCUUUGAUGGCUGCGGUCCCAUUGACCUGAUUUUAUCUAAAGAAAAAGAGAAUGGCAGGUUAAAACCUGAACACAUAAAAAAUGGCAAGAAAAGAGAUUAGUACAUGUUUUAGGUUAAAUUAAUUAGUCACCUAUUGUUCAGUAAUACAAAACAAUCUCUCAUAUUUUAUAUGGUAGGAUUAAAGUGCCUUCUUGGCAUAAAUGGUUUUAGGGCUUCUAUGUAGGUUUUCCCAAUCAUAUCAGCUGAUGGCAUUCUUAAAAUAAUCAAUUUAAAAAAAAAUUUAAUACAACUUCAGUAUUUUUCUUUAUAUGGUAUAUUUAAAAUCCAUUCAACUACAUUAUUAUAUACAGAUUUAAUAUACAGUUUUAUGUGCUUUAGUGGACCAUUUUUCAGAGUAUUUAUUACUGUAUAAAAAUAUGCGUUCUUCUAGUGUUGUGAAAUGACAUUCAUUUGUUGAUAUAAAGUAGAUGUGUGAAAAGCUGGUUUUGGGUCAGAUCAAUUUUGAAGGUUUUUUGUUUAUUAUUGCUAAAGAAUUUUCUAUCAAGUUAAAAUAUUCUAGGUAGACAUGUUAAAUUUUGUAUACAUUUAUUUAUUUAUUACUAAUAAAAUUAAGGCAUUGUUUCAAGAUUGCCUUGCCACGUAGCAAGUGCUGCCACUUGAGGAGUAUUGCAGACUUUGAAAUUUAAAUUCUUUGCGAAAGUGUAUGAUCACCUCAUGACUUCUGUCUAUUGAUGUUGGCCUGUUUGUUACUUAUUGAAUUUCAAAGCUCAAUUUAAACAAAAAACCAUACAUUGUGAAAAAUUUCAUACUAAAGCUAUAUAUCUCAAAUAAUUAUUGUGAAGGAAAUUAAUAUCUAUUUUGACACAGAAGAAAGAACUAUAUUUCAUUUCUUACCUAGUAACAAAUUCAAUGUUUUGAAAGAUAUUGACAAGUGCUAUUUCCCAAAGUUCCUGUAAGCAGCAGGGUAUUGCCAGUUUAUAGGUCCCAUACUAUUGUGUUGACAAUCAAAAAUGCAUACCAAUGAACAAGGAGCCAUCAAGAAAUAUUUCAAGUUUUAAAGACCCUAUGUUUCAUAGUAUAAUGAUCAUAAAUAUUUUAUCCUAUGUCUGUAUUGUUAUACAGUAUCCUUAUUUGAAUUUAAAGACUCAUGUAUAAGCAAUAGUGAAUGAUGUCAUAUGUACUAUGCUAUUUUUAAGAAAAUUAUUAACUGUAAUAAAGGGCAUUUUCCAAAAAUUACUGUA
Messenger RNA from Biomphalaria glabrata, 2215 nucleotides. Its product is annotated as lathosterol oxidase-like. The transcript has 6 exons. Lineage: Eukaryota; Metazoa; Mollusca; Gastropoda; Planorbidae. The record is from RefSeq and is a predicted model, not a curated record. Bases 199 to 1074 code for a protein of 291 amino acids. Gene Ontology annotation, molecular function: oxidoreductase activity; iron ion binding.